AUGCACGUGUCGCCCGCGUGCGUGGAGGAUCCGCCGGCGGAGCGUUUGGGGGUUGUUGGAGGGAGCGUGGCAGGGUUCUGGAGUUCAGAUCAAUUGAUGGAAAACUAUAAACUAUGUGUGGAUGUCAACGUCUCUGUUUCACAUAUGUUCGAAGUCUUCAUUAGAGAUGCAAACGGGAGCAUGAAAUAUUUAUUAUUAUCUGGUGAAUUAGGCCAAGCAAAUACUCAGGAUUUCCUGCGCAGAAGGAUAUCACGUUCUUCACAAUCUCCAGGCCAUGUGCACCUCAUUCACAACCUCAUUUUGGCUGGCAAUCACGGUACUGUUCUUUGGAACUAUUCCGGAAUCCAUCUACACAUCACCCUCGUACUUCGAACUACAGCAAGAUGGCGUCAAUUUCUCCCGACAGCAGCCCGAGCGCAAGCAGCGCCGCUGUCACUGACCUUGCACCGACUGCUCCUGGUAGAAGACGAUGAUCGGGAUGGAAAAGAUGGCGCUGAGGAACCAGGCGACAGCCACCAGCACGCGCGCCCGCCGCCCUGCGCACGCGCCGCAGCACACAAACACAUCACCACAGCACGCAGGCACACCACCAUAGCACACGCGGAUAGAUCAUCGUAGCACAGAAUAUAGAAAGUACACAGAACG
Messenger RNA from Gryllus bimaculatus (two-spotted cricket), 645 nucleotides. Lineage: Eukaryota; Metazoa; Arthropoda; Insecta; Orthoptera; Gryllidae. The record is from the annotation of a GenBank genome assembly.